Messenger RNA from Xyrichtys novacula (pearly razorfish), 743 nucleotides. NCBI's taxonomy places the organism in Eukaryota, Metazoa, Chordata, Actinopteri, Labriformes, Labridae. The record is from the annotation of a GenBank genome assembly.
AUGGAGCCGUAUCACUCCUCUCCUCAUCACUACACCAUCCAGCUAACACUGCUUGGCAAGCAUAUCACUUUCAGGCCUGGCUUGCCGGGACAAGACUGUCACUCAAGUGACACUUCCUUUAUCUCUCAAGCUGCCCUCUUAAGCAGGGAGCAGAUGUGUUUCAACUUCUGUCUCUCGGAAGCAAGGAACAGGAUCACUGGUACCUACACAGCAUCAUCUGGCUACAGUACAGGAUGUGCCCUUUACAUUGCACCUCCCUAUGGGCUGAUCUGCUGGCAGCAACAAGACCGGGGGAGGCAAAUGGAGGAGCUCUCUGAUGUUGCAGCUGGCUACUCCUCCCCUGACAGCACUGCAAUGUCACAAAUCUCCUUUAAUGGGAUGGACAGAGAAAAGGUGCAGGAGAGGUUUUCUUUUCUUUCUUUUUUUUUUUUUGCAAGCAUUUUCAUUUCAGCCAUCCAGAAACCUUGACCUACUCACAACUAAUACCAGACAAAUCCAUUCAACCAGACAUUCUGCUGUAUCUAGUGACCAAAAAGACCCCACCCCUAAAAAGAUUCAACAAUCCUUUCUGAUGAAUUAGAGCCCAAAACACUGUUAUUCUGCUGCUUUUAAGGGCAAAAGUUAGAUUGAUUAGACCGCUCAGUGAGUCACUAAAAGUUAAGGUCAGUGGAAAUCAUUCCAACUGUUAUUACUGUUCUCAGUGUGUUAGAACAGAUGAGGCCACUGCCAUGACCAGCAAAUAG